CACCUCGACUUACCACUCCCUCUCUCAAUUUUUGGGAUCUUAAUCCUCACUCUCUUUCUAAAACACCUAAAACAAAAAAAUUAUUAAAUCCCCAAAUCUCAAAGAAAAAGAAAAAAAUGUUCAGCAGUUCCACCACCACUAGCGACUACUCAAAUCCAAUGGGGAUUAUCCGGCCGCUUCUGCUGGACCGCGCCGCCGCCAAAUGGAAGUACAGCACCGUCGAGAUCGCGCCCAACUGCCCCCGCUGCGCCUCCGCCAACACCAAAUUCUGCUACUACAACAACUACAGCCUCUCGCAGCCGCGCUACUUCUGCAAGGCUUGCCGCCGCUACUGGACCAAGGGCGGGUCCCUCCGCAACGUCCCCGUGGGCGGAGGCUGCCGCAAGAGCCGCCGCGCCAGGGCCGCCACCCGCCAGUCCGCCGCCGGCCCCGCCUACGCGGACCCCGCCCCCGCGGGUGGCGGAGCGUGCAUUGAUAUGGCUGCUGUUUUCGCGAAAUACGUGAACCACGGGGCAGAGAACGACGAGUCGUCGCUCAGCCCCGGGGCGGCCAGCACCGGAUCGUCGUCGGAAAACGCGCAGGCGAGCGCGAUGGAGGAGGCGUUUUAUGAGUACCAGACGACGCCGUUGGAUCAGAUGCAGCAGGUGAUGCCGCAGAUGUCCACGUGUCAGGAUGUUAGUAGCCAGCAGUUUGUGUACCAGGAUUUCGAGCUGCAGCAGCAGGGUGUACUCUGCGAGGAUAUAUUGUGGGCGGAAGGUACUACUCUGCCGAGCUUCGCGUACCAGCAGCAGCCGAUGGUGCAGGUGGAAGACUGUGGGCUGUUCGCACCGGAUGAUGACCAGUUAAGAAUCUCUGCGAAUUUGGUUUCGGAUAAUUGGGGCUCUUUUGAUCUCUCGGCCUAUGAUUUUUACUCCACCCCUUGAUACAAUUUUUCAUUAACUGGAAAGAAUUAUUAAUUUAAUUCCUCAUUUUUCUUUCCUCUCUCAGAUCCUUUUUUUUUUUUUUUUCUUGAUUCUUGGAAGUUAACUGUCACAAUUCCGUGAAAGGGACUAGUGGCAAAAUAUAAUGAUGUCUAUAUAUAUAUACCUUUAUAGAAAUAAUGAAAUUUUGUCCUAUUUCAU
Salvia miltiorrhiza (redroot sage) is the source of this 1121-nucleotide messenger RNA. Its product is annotated as dof zinc finger protein DOF1.2-like. The transcript has a single exon. Gene Ontology annotation, molecular function: DNA-binding transcription factor activity; DNA binding. NCBI's taxonomy places the organism in Eukaryota, Viridiplantae, Streptophyta, Magnoliopsida, Lamiales, Lamiaceae. Gene Ontology annotation, biological process: regulation of DNA-templated transcription. The record is from RefSeq and is a predicted model, not a curated record. Bases 117 to 923 code for a protein of 268 amino acids.